CUUUUAACGUAACUGCGGGACAGUUACUCGCACAUGCGCACAAACGCUUCCGAGUGGAUAGCGUCAUUAGAGACUCAUAUACGCUUUACGCAUAUACGGAAAUGGUUAAGUGUUGCUGUGUCUACAAGUGUCGGAACGUGUGUAACAGCGAAGCACGGGCAAAGGGGGUCAGUUUCUUUCGUUUCCCUAAAGACAAAAGGAAAAGAAGAGCAUGGACUAAUGCCGUGAACAGAGAUAAGUGGACGCCAAAUGAACACUCUUGGAUCUGCUCUGAUCAUUUUGUUGAGGGAUGGCACGGAGACGACCCGGGCGACGAAAACUAUGCCCCGACUUUAUUUUCCUACAAAAAGAAGCGGACAGAAGAUGAUUUUGAUAGAGAACAGAGACGACUUGACCGAGAAACGAUCAGGGAAAGACUUUGCUCAGAGAAGGUUAAUAUCGAGAGAGAGAAAGCCCAUUUGGAAUUUUCUGUGCUUGUCCAUGGCUCCUACUGCAAGAUGGAUGAUUCGGGGGACCAUGAUCAAGAUAUAGCUGCAGCAGUACCUUGUGCUUAUCAUGAAAUAACAGAUGAUGUUGAUGUCCCCAUAAUGACUUGUGAUUCAGGUGUGCAGUGUGAAGAAGACCCCCUUCUUAUUGAAAACAGACAUCUCAAAAAAGAAGUUAGAAGACUUCAGGAGGAGCUGCGGAAACAUAAAUGGGGUGCUGAACGCAUUAGAGAUGAUGACGCCAUGACACGCUUUUAUACAGGCCUACCCUCUUUUGCCAUCUUCCUGUGGCUGUACAACUACCUUUCCAGCAAGUGCUCUAGGAUGACAUAUUGGAGGGGGGAAGGGCAGACAUCGAGUUCAGACCGGCUUAGGAUGUCUCCAUCAUGUUUACGCCCGAUCGACCAACUCUUUGCUGUCCUCAUGCGUCUGAAAGUUGGACUGUACGUGCAAGACAUAUCAGAGAGAUUUCAGAUCAGCAGUGCCUCAUUCUCUAUGUAUUUUUCUACCUGGAUAAGUUUAAUUCAUGCAGAGCUUAAAUUUUUAAACCCAUUUCCUAGCAAAGAUAUUAUCAUGAGAACCAUGCCAGAAUCCUUUAAAGCCAAAUAUCCAUCAACCAGAGUGAUCAUAGACUGUACAGAACUUUUCAUACAAUCAUCAAGUAGCCUGAUUAACCAAAGCCUGACGUUUUCUAGCUACAAACAUCACACCACUGUUAAAUUUCUGGUUGGCAUCAGUCCUUCUGGGGUCAUUACUUUUGUGUCAGAUGCAUGGCCUGGAAAAACUUCAGACCGUCAGUUAACAGAGGAAUGUGGCCUUUUAGAAUUACUUGAGCCAAAUGACAGCGUAAUGGCCGACAAAGGUUUCACAAUAGCUGACUUACUUGAAAAAAGACAAUGUUUCUUAAACAUUCCACCAUUUAGAGGCACUUCGGGCCAGUUUUCCACUGAUGAAGUUUUUAAGACCAAAGAGAUUGCCCAACUUCGUAUUCAUGUUGAGAGGAGCAUUGGGCGAGUGAAGAAUUAUCACAUCUUGGAAGGAACGAUUCCUCUUACUAUGGUCCACUUCAUCACAAAGAUUUUUCAAGUCUGUUGUUGGCUGACCAACUUGGAUUAUCCACUUGUUGAUGGAAAGAAACUUUUGACAGAUGAAUCAAAUAAUUCUUCGGAUGCAGUGGGUGUACAGCUGUAGUCACCUCCACUUCAUUCUCCACUACACUUGGGACACCAGUGUCUGGGAUGUUCCAGAGAUGAGCCAUUCCUAGACAGCAAUUAAAGGCAGCAAUUAAAUUUGUGCAUAUAUUGAUUG
Messenger RNA from Magallana angulata, 1793 nucleotides. RefSeq lists its product as uncharacterized. The transcript has 6 exons. The coding region runs from base 102 to 1676 and encodes 524 amino acids. NCBI's taxonomy places the organism in Eukaryota, Metazoa, Mollusca, Bivalvia, Ostreida, Ostreidae. The record is from RefSeq and is a predicted model, not a curated record.